CUUAACUUUUUUCCCCUCCCCUCACACACCUUUCACCUUCUACAGACAAGACGCAUUCCUCCAUCUUAUCUCUCCCCCCUCCAAAAAAGACGCCUUUUGUCUUCAACCAACUCAAAAGUCUAUUUCUUCUCUUCUGACGUCUUUUUUGUCAAGAGCUUAUCAGAGAGCUUCUUUUUCUUCCCUUCCUUUUUCUGAGAUCUUUCCCUCAUCUCAGCUUCGCUCCCCACUUUCUUUGGUGCGCUUUGUUUUCACCCCUCUGUGUCCCAAGCAACCAUGGCCGAACGCUACAUCCCCGAGCAUCGUCGCACCCAGUUCAAGGCCAGGAACCAGUUCCGGCCUGACGAGCUUCGUCGUCGUCGUGAAGAGCAACAGGUCGAGAUCAGAAAGCAAAAGAGAGAAGAAAACUUGGCCAAGAGGAGAGGUAUUCAGACCCGGGAUGGCGGGAUUGGCGUAGGAGGUGGCAUGGCCGCCACCGAGAGUGACGACGAAGCCAGUGCUAUUGAGAGUGAGCUCAACGUGGAGCUCCCGGAGAUGGUCAAGGGCGUCUUCUCCGACCAGAUUGAGUCACAGAUCCAAGCUACAACCAAAUUCAGAAAGCUGCUCUCCAAGGAGCGCAAUCCUCCUAUUGAACGUGUUAUCGAGACCGGUGUUGUUAGCCGUUUUGUGGAGUUCUUGCGCUCCCCUCACACCUUGGUGCAGUUCGAGGCCGCUUGGGCCCUGACCAACAUUGCGUCUGGUUCCGCCCAGCAGACACAGGUUGUCAUUGAAGCUGGUGCUGUGCCCAUUUUCGUUGAGCUUCUCAGCAGCCCCGAACCCGAUGUUCGGGAACAGGCCGUUUGGGCUCUUGGUAACAUUGCCGGUGAUAGCCCUCAGUGCCGUGACUUUGUGCUCAAUGCUGGUGCCCUCCGUCCUCUGCUCAACCUCAUCAACGAUGGCCGGAAGCUGAGCAUGCUGAGAAACGCCACAUGGACACUGAGCAACUUCUGCCGUGGCAAGACGCCCCAGCCUGAUUGGACUACAAUUGCCCCUGCUCUUCCUGUGCUUGCCAAGCUCAUCUAUAUGCUCGAUGACGAGGUCCUGAUUGAUGCUUGCUGGGCCAUCUCCUACCUGUCUGACGGCUCCAACGAUAAGAUUCAGGCGGUCAUCGAGGCCGGCAUCCCUCGUCGUCUGGUUGAGCUGCUCAUGCACGCUUCCACCUCUGUUCAGACCCCAGCCCUUCGCUCUGUUGGAAACAUCGUUACUGGUGACGACGUCCAGACUCAGGUCAUCAUCAACUGCGGAGCUCUACCUGCCCUCCUCUCUCUCUUGAGUUCCACCAAGGAUGGCAUCCGCAAGGAAGCCUGUUGGACCAUCUCCAACAUCACCGCCGGCAACUCUAGCCAGAUUCAGUCCGUGAUCGAUGCUGGUAUUAUCCCUCCUCUGAUCAACUUGCUUGCCAACGGCGACUUCAAGACCCGCAAGGAAGCUUGCUGGGCCAUCUCGAAUGCCACUUCAGGUGGACUGCAGAAGCCCGACCAGAUCCGCUACCUGGUUACUCAAGGAUGCAUCAAGCCUCUGUGCGACCUCCUUGCUUGCCCUGAUAACAAGAUUAUCCAGGUUGCUCUGGAUGGCUUGGAGAACAUUCUCAAGGUCGGAGAGAUGGACAAAGAGGCCGCUCAGACUGGCGAGGCUCGCGUCAACCGGUAUGCCUUGUUCAUCGAAGAGGCUGGUGGCAUGGAGAAGAUCCACGACUGCCAGAACAAUGCCAACGAGGAGAUCUACAUGAAGGCCUACAACAUCAUUGAGAAAUACUUCUCUGAUGAGGAAGAGACCGGCGGUGACAUUGAUGAGCUUGCCCCUCAGCAGACACAAACUGGUUUCGCCCUAGGAACCAACCAGCAGCAGCCUGGCGGAUUCAACUUUGGCAACGGCGGUGACUCCAUGGAUAUGUAAACACGCCUUGCGAGGGCUCUGGCAGUCAAAGUAUCUUAUCCUCGUUUUCUCCCUUCUCUAGGACAGGAAUAACGUUUCAAAUUCUUCCCCUCAAAUCACUUUUGAAUACCUCAUGCCUCUGUCUCUUUGCUGUCAUCGAACCCCAGCCUGCGAGCUAGGCUUACUUUAUGUUAAUUCCCUCCCUGUCUUAUUCUACCCCUUCAUCCGUUUUCAGCUAUGAUUCCUUUACGUUUUCCUUUGUUGUCCUUUCACGAUGCAAAAGAUUCACCGUCAUGUAGCCCCUAUAGUUGCCCCCUCGCGUCAAUUCCCUCGAAGCAUCCCUCAUACACAGGCGUCCUUGUUGUCAUUUGACUUAUUCCCUUUUUCGGAUGUGAUUCUGCUCAAGUGUGGUUCCUUGGUAGGCUGAAGUUCCAUGCGUCCUCAUUUUUAGAAGUGGACCAGCACCUGGAGUAAGCCGUCUCAAUACAAAAGCAAAAAGACCUUUCUAAAU
Aspergillus novofumigatus IBT 16806 is the source of this 2422-nucleotide messenger RNA. RefSeq names its product karyopherin alpha. Gene Ontology annotation, molecular function: nuclear import signal receptor activity; protein binding. The record is from RefSeq and is a predicted model, not a curated record. Bases 274 to 1932 code for a protein of 552 amino acids. Gene Ontology annotation, biological process: NLS-bearing protein import into nucleus. The transcript is spliced from 3 exons. Lineage: Eukaryota; Fungi; Ascomycota; Eurotiomycetes; Eurotiales; Aspergillaceae. Gene Ontology annotation, cellular component: cytoplasm; nucleus; nucleoplasm.